This is a messenger RNA of Fonsecaea erecta, 3378 nucleotides long. RefSeq lists its product as hypothetical. Bases 1 to 3378 code for a protein of 1125 amino acids. The record is from RefSeq and is a predicted model, not a curated record. The transcript has 6 exons. Gene Ontology annotation, molecular function: CoA-ligase activity. Gene Ontology annotation, biological process: secondary metabolic process. NCBI's taxonomy places the organism in Eukaryota, Fungi, Ascomycota, Eurotiomycetes, Chaetothyriales, Herpotrichiellaceae.
AUGCCUCAAAAAUCUCCAUUUUCGAUCAGCAUCCCUCCCACAGAUCUUCUCACCUAUCUUUUCCCGCCCGAUGAGAAGCCUUCAACCCAACCGCUCUAUAUCUCUGCUGAUGACCCUUCUCGCUAUUCGCUGUCGCCGGCGGAGACUCUCGUCUGGGUCAAGCAGUUGGCGCUUGGGUUGCAGCGGAUCCUUGGGGUGAAUGGGAAAAGCGCAGAAUCAAGAACGGGCUUCACGAUUAUGAUGUUUACCCCAAAUCAUGUGCUUGUCCCUGUUGUCUAUCUCGCGGCUAUCGCGGCAGGCGGGAUCUUUAGUGGCUGUAGUAUAAGCUUUGGAGUCAACGGUGAGCAAUAUCCUUCUUCGAGUCCAUGUCUCGGCCCUGCUAAAGACGACGUGUGCUCCACAGAAGCGACAACUCAAUUGCAAAACACCGGCACGGAGGUAUUCUUCGUUCACCCAAAACUGUUGAAAGUGGCUCUCGCAGCUGCCAAAAAGGCUGGACUUCCGAAGAGCCGAAUCUUUCUUUUUGACCAAGAGCCUCACCCAGAAACAGAGGGAAUCCCCGAUUUCCGCUCAAUGCUGACCACGGUGGAUGAAGCUCAAAGGUGGCAAUGGAAAAGGUUGAAUGGUGACGAAGCAAGGAACACCACAGCCGUGCUCAAUUACUCUUCUGGAACGACUGGGCUUCCGAAAGGAGUCCGCAUUAGUCACACCAAUUUGAUUGCCAAUGUUUCUCAGUCGAUUUAUAUGCGCGACCUAGAACAGCCGUACACACCAUCCACUCGACCUCAGGAACGUUGGCUGGGGUUUCUCCCUCUUUCUCAUGCCUACGGACAGUUGUGGACGAUUCUCGCGGCGCUAAAGACGCAAUCACCUGUCUAUAUCAUGGCACAGUUCCACUACGUCGAAUUUCUCAAACACAUCCAGACCCAUAAAAUCACUCACCUGCAGACUGCCCCGCCGGUGCUGGUGAUGCUCGCCAAGAGACCCGAGACGGAGAGCUACGAUAUCAGCUCCUUGCGCAACAUUCUCAGCGGCGCAGCACCUCUGAGCCAGGAAUUGCAGAACGAAGUCACGUCGAAACUCAACGGGGGAAGAGUUGUGCAGACCUGGGGGAUGACCGAAGUGACGUGCUCAGCGCUCCACAUGCCGGGCGGACGAGACGAUCGAAGCGGCAGUGUGGGCUAUAUCGAUCCGAACUGUGAGAUGAAACUGCUGGAUGAUUCCGGGGUGGAGGUCCCGAUCGGCGAAAGGGGCGAGAUCCACGUGCGUGGACCUAAUAUAUGCCAGGGCUACUGGAGGAAUAAACAGGCGACUCGUGACCUCUUUGACCAGGAUGGGUUCCUCCGAACGGGGGACAUAGCCGUUAGGAAUGCAGAAGGCCUUUACUGGAUCGUCGACCGGAAGAAGGAGCUGAUCAAGGUCAAGGGCUUACAAGUGGCGCCAGCCGAGCUUGAGGCCGCGCUUUUAGAGCACGACGGUGUCGCCGACGCGGCAGUUGUGGGUAUCAAGCUCGGACAAGACGGCGACGAAGCGCCCAGGGCAUAUGUCGUAUUGAAAGAAAAGGUCAAGGGCAGCCUAACCGCGGAUGCUCUCGCACAAUGGCUGCAUGGCAGAGUGGCGAAGCACAAGUACCUCACUGGUGGAGUGGUUUUCAUUGACGAGGUGCCGAAGAGUCCCAGUGGAAAGAUUCAACGGAAGCUCAUACGUGAAUGGGCAGCAAAGGAUUCAGCCACCGUCAAAGCGAAGCUUAGUAGGCUGUCUCGGGUCUAUGUCAGCUCUCUGCAAGAUCGUAUCCGGCUCCUCGAGUCAACUGUUCAACAGCUGGGGCAGCAGGGGCCGGUGGUCACAACAGCCAACAAUAGCAAUGAUUUGGAGCCGCCGCCUCCGCCCGGCGUCGACGAAGAAGUGUCCUAUAGUCCACCUUUGGAUCUGAAUCGUGAGAUUUCCUCUGGGUUGUCAACAGGAGGGAUGGGAUCCCUCGCCCUAGAAGGACCUGGUGCCGGGAGACUAAGCAAUGUCGGUCUACAACCCGAAGACGACUCCCUCCCGUUACCUCAGGAAGCAGCCCAUGAAGAGGGAGAUAACCAACUGGAGGAAGCUUACUGGUCGGGCCAGAAUGCUGUAUUGCCCUUGGUGGUAAAAUCUUUGUUCGUGGCCGACCGAAUAGCAAGGAGGUCACAGUAUUUCUCACGAGCGCUUCGGGCGUGCAUGAUUGCAGUAGCCGCCCGCGGUUCCACCAUGAUUGACUCCUCACGACAGCGUCAGCUACGCUUGACAGCAUGUCAGAUGGUUCGUGUCGAAGACCAUCAGAACACUGGAUUGGCAGGUGUGCAAAGUCUUUUGUUGCUCGCAGAUUUGGCAUGUGCCGUUGGGAAUUCAGCGCAGGCUAGGGCACUCCACUUGAAAGCAGGAGAGAAGCUAGAUCGGAUACUCGGAGCGUCGAUGACGCUUUCUGAAAUGACAUCAACGCUGGCUAGGGAGGCUAUUUGGCGGACAGUAAUCUUCUAUACUGUCACCUCACAAUUUUGGCAUGUCUUCGACAGCUCAGGAUCCUCAGCACCACCAGGACAACAGAAGUACAUCGAGAAGUUCCUGUCCAAGAAAUCGCCAUCCCAGCAGGGUCCUCAUGAUCUUGAUUCUUCUCCAACACGGUCGAUAUGCAGUGUUUGGACGGAGUUGAUGCGAAUGUCCACAGCGGCAAUGGCCCUAGAGCAGUCAUCCCCAUCGAGCACGGACAAUACAAUCGACCUGGAAUCUUUGGCUCGAUUAGACGCUGAAUGCCAUGACUGGUACUGUCGGCUGCCGUGGAGUUUACGAUGUCCGCCAAGGAGCCGACCUGCACCUCCAGCAGAAUUUCUCGUCCUGCUGAUAUGUUACCACUGUACCCUCAUCCUCCUGCAUCGGAAACAGGUCAACUAUCACACAACUGCUGCCAGCGUGGGUGAAGCAUCCUUCUCGCCCACAAAGGCCCUCUCAUCUAUUUCGCGAAUGGUGUGCUUAAAGAACGCCAUCAGAUUAUCCGAUGUCUUCAGCCAGUACCGACAACACUACCAAGUGUCGCACCUGGGCAUCCGGGCCGUCUUACCCCUUACGGUUGCGUCAGCUACGCUCGCCGCGGAAAUCGCGGACGGCGAAGACGGGACCGGGUGGCAAUCGCAGAAAGAGCAUCUUGCUGGCUUGCUAGAUGCUUUCAGGGAGCUUUCAGAGACUGUGAAGGUGGCGGAACGGCCGGCGGGGAUACUCUCUAGACACGUCAAUCCCUCAACAGUGGCGGCUGCAGGCUCAGACUCGGCUCCUCCCACCCGGGACUUGCUAGAUGACCUGGUAGCGUCGUUUGCGGGUAUGAAUGAUUUAGAACAAGGAGCACAGGUUCCCUAG